Messenger RNA from Colletotrichum karsti, 1530 nucleotides. RefSeq lists its product as uncharacterized. Gene Ontology annotation, cellular component: membrane. Gene Ontology annotation, molecular function: hexose transmembrane transporter activity. Gene Ontology annotation, biological process: monosaccharide transmembrane transport. The transcript is spliced from 2 exons. The record is from RefSeq and is a predicted model, not a curated record. NCBI's taxonomy places the organism in Eukaryota, Fungi, Ascomycota, Sordariomycetes, Glomerellales, Glomerellaceae. The coding region runs from base 1 to 1530 and encodes 509 amino acids.
AUGGCUCCCUCGGGUCUACGACAGUGCAUGCACGAUGUCAGCCUUUACCUCCUUGUCUUGAUCUGUGUCUCGACACUGGGCCCCCUGCAGUUCGGCUUCCAUCUCGCCGAGCUGAACGCGCCCCAAGAUGUCCUCACUUGCCGGAAGAAGUCGAUCCAGGCCAAGACCACCAUGCUGAAGUGGGUUCACGCCAAAUCGCCCGAUACCGAAAGCUGGAUCCCCGACUGUAUCCCCAUGACCGACGCCGUCUUUGCGACCGUUUCCUCGAUUUUCACCGUCGGCGGUCUGGUCGGCGCACUCUGCGCCGGCCCCUUCUCCUCCAAGCGCGGCCGACGCCCUGCCAUGCGAGUCACGGCCAUCUUCUACAUUAUUGGUGCUGUCAUUGAGACAAUCGCCGGCAACGCACCUGUGCUGGCAAUCGGCCGCUUCUUCACCGGUGCCGCUGCUGGAGCUUCCACCGUCAUUGUCCCUCUGUACAUCAGCGAGAUCGCCCCGCCCAAGGAGCGUGGCCUGUUCGGCGCCAUGACACAGGUUUCUAUCAACGUCGGUAUCUUGGCCGUCCAGACGCUGGGCUACUUCUUGAGCUACGGAAAGGCAUGGCGCUGGAUCUUGGCAGUGGGUGUCUUCAUUGCCCUCGCCCAGGCCUCCGGCCUGCUUCUCGUACCCGAGAGCCCGGCUUGGCUUGCUGCCAACGGUGACGCCCCCAAGGCCCGCCGCACCCUGCAGCGCAUCCGCGGCAAAGACUUUGACAUCAAGGAGGAGGUCGAGGCCUGGGAUGCCGACAAUGCUGUUGCCGAGACAGAGGGCCUUUUGGCUCAGAGCGACGCGACGCCUCCUACGUCGCCUGGACUCCCUAAGAAGAGCUCACCUGUUCACCUCGGCUUCUUCGAAGUCGUCAAGGAACCGCUUUACAGACCUGCGAUCGCGGCCGUCGUCGGCAUCAUGUUCGCACAGCAGCUGUGCGGUAUCAACUCGAUCAUCAUGUACUCUGUGUCUCUCCUGACGGAUCUGUUACCCGUCAGCUCUGCCCUGCUCACGAUUCUGAUCUCUGUCGUCAACCUGAUUACCACCGCCGCGUGCUCUCCGCUACCUGACAAGCUGGGAAGGAAGAGGUGCAUUUUGAUUUCCAUUAUCGGUCAGGGCACAAGCUCCUUGAUUCUUGCGCUGUCGAUCAAGUUCGGCGUCAAGAUCCUCUCGGCCGUGUCUGUUGUGUCCUUCGUCGCGUUCUUUGCCGUCGGACUCGGGCCAGUACCCUUUAUUCUUGCGUCAGAGCUGGUCGGCCAGGAGGCCGUCGGUGCGAUCCAGUCUUGGUCCUUGGGCGCCAACUACGUCGCGACCUUUUUGGUGGCCCAGUUCUUCCCCAUUGUCAACAACUUCCUCAACCAGUUGUUGGGUGGCGCUGGCUGGGUGUACUUCAUCUUUGCCGGUUUUGCGCUGCUGUUUGCUCUUUUCGUGUCUGUCAAGGUCCCCGAGACUCUUGGAAAGAAGGACUCGGACGAAGUUUGGGGACGAACUCGUCGCCUCGACUAA